AACACUUACACUGACAAUUCUAGCGAAUAGGCAAGGGACAUCGGGCGUCCUUUUGUCUCCAACAUUAGAAGAGGCAUUUAGACUUCAACAGCAUAUAACCGCCCCCCGAUUCCCCCCUCCCAGACAGAUUUGCCCCAGCACCUCCUCUACAUUGGCCCAGCAGCGACUGAACAGCGUCCUUGCACUUUACUAGGCUGUAACCACUGCCAUCAGCUCAACUUCUUCAGCAUCGUUUCAGCUGUCUCUGCCGCUGCUGCCGGAGCUUACCAGCCUAUCUUUAGUCUCCCUGCCCAGUCCUUUGGCUGUCUACAGCGGAUACACAUUCGUCCAUCGUUUGUUUUCUCCAAUUAGAAACAGGCGUAUGUGUGUUUUUUGAUCAAUCUAAGGACAUUUCCCAUAGAUAAGAACAGUCUGCGCCAAAAGACGGGCUUCGGGUAUUACCCAAAGAUACAUCACCGAGGUUAAGUUUGAGCACUUCCACAUCAAGCCACAAUCAUGGAUGAGAUGGACUUGCCCCAAAUGAAGAAGGAGGUAGAAAGCCUCAAGUACCAGCUGGCCUUCAAAAGGGAGAAAUCUUCAAAGACAGUGACAGACCUGGUGAAGUGGAUCGAGGAGUGUGUGCCCGAGGACCCUUUCCUGAAUCCCGAGCUGAUGAAGAACAACCCAUGGGUGGAGAAGGGCAAGUGUGUGCUUCUAUAAAAGAGUAGCAGCAGCAGCGGUCGCCCCAGCCCUCCGUCUGAGCCUCCACCAGCCUGACAGGAUCCCACGGCGCUUGCUCUCUGUUUCAUUCCCUCAUCAUGAAUGUACAGCAGUUUAGCAUCCACUGCACAAAAAAAAAAAAAAAAAAAAAAAAACACAAACACACACAACACUAGCUCGAUAUAGUCAGAAUUUGACACUUUGACAUGCAUUACUAUUAUAUUUAUAACCAUCGAUAUAUCUUUAUAUGCAGUUAGUGGAAUUUCUCUUUGACUUCAGUGUUGUCGCCGCUGCUUGCGCGCUUGAUCUUAAGUUCAGGCAUGUAGUGUCAACAUGGAAAUGCCAGAAAAGGCCUGUUAGACAACAUACUGCAUGACAGAGGUGAAAGGAAUUGCCUCAAAAAGGCAAAGGCAGCAAAUUUGUGAGUUUCCCUCUGUUACGCAGCAUGUUCAUCUCUCCUGCAGGCUCGUGUACUAUUUACACCACACUCAGCACUCUCACAGACCAUUUUUCAAAUAUGUACAGAUCGUUUUAAUUUAUUAACUUAUUUAUGAUCAUUAAUUUAUUUAUUUAUGGUUUGCAUCACCACCGAAGCUGUCGGCGCCGACUGCUUUAGAAGCUACAAUGGACCUGCUGUUGUUCAACUGCACCCUUCCUUCCUUGAAAGCUAAAGGAUAAAAAAAAAAAAAAAAAAAAAACGCAUCUUGCCAGGUCACCAUCGAAUACUGCCUUGUACACAAUUUCCUUAAAAAGAAUGUAUGUGUGUUGUGAGGGACUUGUAAACCAUCAGCACCCUUAAGCAUUGAAUGGAUAUGCAAACGGAGAGGUUGUGCACUGGCCAAGGCUUUUUUUUUCUUAGAUUAAUAGCUCAAUCUGCACUUAUGGCAAGGAUGUGGGAUUAAUUUAUGACUUUUGAUUUGUUCAUGUUUUUAUAUAUUCAAACAGUAGAAAUCUGUCUAAUUAUCUAGAGGUGUGUUACAUACGAGAAUGCUUUGAGAAAAUAUGCAUAAGAUCAAGUACUAGUUUAAUAACAAGCAAUAAGUGAUUACAUUUUUUUAUUGAAUGUUUUACAAAACAUCUUAUUGAAUAAAGUAGAGGAUUUUUAGACAGC
Molecule: messenger RNA, 1810 nt
Organism: Ctenopharyngodon idella (grass carp)
Lineage: Eukaryota; Metazoa; Chordata; Actinopteri; Cypriniformes; Xenocyprididae
Gene: gng13b
Product: guanine nucleotide binding protein (G protein), gamma 13b
Exons: 3
Coding region: 496-699 (67 amino acids)
Biological process (GO): phospholipase C-activating G protein-coupled receptor signaling pathway; sensory perception of taste
Cellular component (GO): heterotrimeric G-protein complex
Molecular function (GO): G-protein beta-subunit binding
Source: RefSeq, a predicted model, not a curated record